This is a messenger RNA of Theobroma cacao (cacao), 1810 nucleotides long. RefSeq names its product ammonium transporter 3 member 1-like. Gene Ontology annotation, cellular component: plasma membrane. Gene Ontology annotation, biological process: ammonium transmembrane transport. Gene Ontology annotation, molecular function: ammonium channel activity. The record is from RefSeq and is a predicted model, not a curated record. Lineage: Eukaryota; Viridiplantae; Streptophyta; Magnoliopsida; Malvales; Malvaceae.
GGCAUUCAUUUUUGGCUUAGCAGCAUGGCCGCUCUUCCUCCAAACCCGGUGCCGCUGGCCUACCAAGGCGGCACACCAGCAGUACCAGUUUGGCUAAACAAAGGAGAUAACGCGUGGCAGAUGAUAUCCGCCACGCUUGUUGGCCUCCAGAGCGUGCCCGGCUUGGUCAUCCUCUACGGUAGCGUUGUCAAAAAAAAGUGGGCAGUGAAUUCAGCUUUCAUGGCCCUUUAUGCUUUUGCUGCCGUAGUUAUAUGCUGGGUCCUUUGGGCGUACAACAUGUCCUUUGGGCAUAAGCUUUUGCCCUUUUGGGGUAAAGCAGGGCCUGCCUUGGGCCAAAAGUUUCUAGUAAAUCAAGCACUACUCCCUGAGACAACACAAUUCCAUCAUGAUGGUACGGUGGAGACGGCUAUGGUGACACCGUUAUAUCCUAUGGCGUCUAUGGUUUGGUUUCAGUGCGUGUUCGCGGCGAUCACGGUGAUUAUACUAGCUGGGUCAGUGCUGGGGAGGAUCAAUAUAAAAGCCUGGAUGGCUUUUGUACCGCUUUGGCUCACUUUCUGUUAUACUGUCGGUGCGUUUAGCUUGUGGGGUGGAGGUUUCCUGUUUCACUGGGGCGUUAUUGACUACUCUGGUGGUUAUGUUAUUCAUCUUUCUUCAGGGAUUGCUGGUUUUACUGCCGCCUUUUGGGUGGGGCCAAGAUCCAAAAAGGACAGGGAGAGAUUUCCUCCAAACAAUGUGCUACUGAUGUUGGCAGGGGCAGGAUUGCUGUGGAUGGGAUGGGCAGGUUUCAACGGUGGAGAUCCUUACGCUGCCAACGUUGACUCUUCCAUGGCCGUUCUAAACACUAACAUUUGUGCAGCUACUAGCUUUCUUAUUUGGACUUGGCUUGAUGUUAUUUUCUUCAAGAAACCUUCCGUCAUUGGUGCCGUCCAGGGCAUGAUUACAGGCCUUGUUUGCAUCACUCCUGGAGCAGGUCUCGUGCAAGGAUGGGCUGCGAUAGUGAUGGGAAUUCUAUCAGGCAGCGUCCCAUGGUUCACCAUGAUGAUCGUACACAAGAGAUGGACACUGCUUCAGCAAAUUGAUGACACACUAGGAGUGUUUCAUACUCAUGCAGUUGCGGGACUUCUUGGCGGAGUCCUGACCGGUCUCUUUGCUGAACCUCAGCUCUGUGCAAUGUUUUUACCCGUUGCAGACUCAAGGGGAGGCGUCUAUGGAGGCUCCGGGGGGAUGCAGAUCCUUAAGCAAUUAGCAGGCGGCGCUUUCAUAAUCGGAUGGAACCUUGUCCUCACAUCAAUUAUUUGUGUAGCUAUCAACCUAGUAAUCCCGUUGCGUAUGUCGGAAGAACAGUUAUCAAUUGGAGAUGACGCGGUGCAUGGCGAAGAGGCGUACGCUCUAUGGGGUGACGGAGAGAAGUACGAUUCAACCAAGCAUGGGAUGUACUCAGAUGAUACCUUGCACAGUAAGGCUUUCACUGGGGCUACUCAGGUGGUUUGAUUAAAAUUUACAAGGUCAAACAUCAGGCGGAUAAAUGUGAAAAAUUGAUGGACAAUACAAACAUUCAACUUCAUAUGUAAUCAGGCGCUGGUUAAGUUCUUCACCGAAAAGGGCAGAAGCUAGGUUUCAUUAGCCUGUGCUUCUACGUGCAAAACACUUUGUACAUAUCAUCCAGUCUUCUACAUAACCGUGGUGUUGUUUUUAGCUUUAUUUGCCAAUAAGAUGUUAGAUGCAAUACAUCGAGCAUGUUCGACAAAACAUGGUCACACUUUUGUUUUAGUAGUUUUUGUUACAUAAGCAUUGCACUUUGGUCAUUUAA